Molecule: messenger RNA, 246 nt
Organism: Gongylonema pulchrum
Lineage: Eukaryota; Metazoa; Nematoda; Chromadorea; Rhabditida; Gongylonematidae
Source: the annotation of a GenBank genome assembly
AUGGUAUUGUCGGAGAGCGUCUCUGUUCUGUUCCGGCUCAUGAUGCUUAUUGCCUUUGACCCAUACACACUUCAAUUGAUCGAAACCGAUCCACUUGCAGCAUACCAUGUAAGUUGGAGUACAGAAGCACUCACUACGGAUCUGUUACUUUCACUCAUGCAACAUGGAGUCGUGAGCCUCAAGAGUGCUAAAGCACUGGAAAAAGGAGGGAGAAGAGAAUUAGAAGCUCGUUAUUUUACUGGCUGA